This is a messenger RNA of Drosophila suzukii, 2625 nucleotides long. Its product is annotated as protein phosphatase 1L. Gene Ontology annotation, cellular component: cytosol; nucleus. Gene Ontology annotation, molecular function: protein serine/threonine phosphatase activity; cation binding. Gene Ontology annotation, biological process: positive regulation of canonical NF-kappaB signal transduction; negative regulation of canonical NF-kappaB signal transduction; positive regulation of canonical Wnt signaling pathway. The record is from RefSeq and is a predicted model, not a curated record. Lineage: Eukaryota; Metazoa; Arthropoda; Insecta; Diptera; Drosophilidae.
CUAUCGAUAUUUUGCAGCCGAAACGUAUGUCAUCAAUUUCAGCUGAAAUCUCAACAAGUGCAAGUUUCGGGUUCUAUUUUAAUUAAAAGCAGUCGCUGGUUAAAUUGGCAUUGUUUGGAUCGGUAUUCAAGUUGCAGUGCGUGGAAAUAUACACAUAUUUUUAUUUAUUUAUUGCGACAUCCGUGCGGGCACACUCACACACACGCGAGUGACAGAUGUGCGACGUGCAUACGUACAUAGAGCACACGCACACAAACGCACCCAGUGCGGAUGUUCUGAUUUUAUGCAAGAAACUGGGUUUAUUUUUAAAAUAACAAGAAUAUUCGAACAUCCGAAAAUAUAAUGCCAAAGGAAGGCGACGGUCGAGCGAGGAAAGAACAAGUGUAAGCGCAGAAAAAAGGGACACGGCGAACAGGAAAGGGGACGGUCGGCAGCCGCAAACAAAAAACGGGAACAACGGCGGCGGUGGAUAAUUCGGAAAAUAAUAAAAGAAAAACACACAAAUAAAAAUAAAACGACAUCUGACGUGCGGCGUCAAGUGCUUUUCCCAGAUCUCGCAUGCGUUUAACUUGAAAACCCCUGGCAGAGCAGAAAUCAAGCGCCAACAGAGUAUAACGACACACCGGCAUUUCCCAUGGACGACGAACUGGAAGACAAGGUUUUCUAUCAGACAUACGUAUCGCACAUGAAAAUCCUGUCCAAAUUUGCGGUGGGCUUCUCGUCCAUCAACUCCCCCUUGGCCUACAUAUGGAAGCUGUGCCGACUGUAUGUCCUGCGCCCGGAGGUCAUCUUCUGCGGCUUGAUCCUCUUCGUCCUGUUGCUUUACUUGCAAGCGGUAGAUGUGUGGAGUCGCAGCAUCCUUGGACGCAUCCAGGCCACCCUCGGUCGCCAGAAGGCCGUCAAGAUGAUGGAGAUGUCGGCCAGUGCUGGGGACCACCAGAGCUGGGAGGAGAUGAAGCAGCAGAGCUCCGCUUUCGCAGUCCUGGGACGCAGGCCUCGAAUGGAGGAUAGAUUUAUCAUUGAGGAGAACAUCAAUAACAACACUGGCAUUUCCUUCUUCGCUGUGUUUGACGGCCAUGGCGGUGAGUUUGCCGCAGAUUUUGCCAAGGAUGUGCUGGUGAAGAACAUAUACAACAAGAUCAUCGAGAUGUCCAAGUUGCUGAAGACCGAGGGACAUGCCGGUGAUUACGAUAAGAGUCCAUAUUUGGCUCGCAAGCAGAGUCGCAAGGAUUCGAACAAAGAGAACACGGAACCGACAGCAGCGGUGACACGAAAGGAUAGUUUAAGGAAGGCCCACAGCACCACAGCUGAUUGCAGCGCUAUUAAACAAAAGACAACCGAGGCUUCGAUCGCCGAUAUUUAUACAGCCCAGCUGAACUCGGCGAUGAGAGCCAGUGGAAAUGUGGGAGCCGCGAAGGACUCGUUCCUAAACAACAACAACAAUGCACCGAAUGGGGCAGGCCAUGCGCCACCUCCAAACUACGAAGCCAAGUGCUACAUCGAAAACGGACGUAUUAACUUCGGGAAACUGAUCACAGACGAGAUCAUGUCGGCCGACUACAAACUUGUGGAGCAAGCCAAGCGAGCAACCAACAUUGCGGGCACCACCGCAUUGAUAGCCAUUGUCCAAGGCUCUAAGCUGAUUGUGGCCAACGUGGGGGACUCCCGCGGAGUCAUGUAUGAUUCCCGUGGAAUAGCGAUCCCCCUUUCCUUCGAUCACAAGCCGCAGCAGGUGCGCGAACGAAAGCGGAUCCACGAUGCAGGCGGUUUCAUCGCCUUCCGAGGAGUCUGGCGCGUGGCCGGCGUGUUAGCCACAUCACGUGCUCUCGGCGACUAUCCGCUAAAAGAUAAGAAUCUGGUGAUUGCUACGCCGGACAUUUUGACCUUCGAGCUGAACGAUCAUAAGCCCCACUUUCUGAUACUUGCUUCCGAUGGACUCUGGGACACGUUCAGUAACGAGGAGGCCUGCACUUUUGUCCAGGAGCAUCUGAAGGAGUCGGACUUUGGCGCCAAAUCUCUGGUCAUGGAGUCCUAUAAACGUGGCUCUGUGGACAACAUCACCGUAUUGGUGAUAGUCUUCAAGAACGAUGUCUACAAGAUCGGCAGCUCAGCGGGAAAAGUGGGAGAUGAGACUCUAAAAGUCCCAGCCAAGUCUCAGCCAGUUGCGUCUGCAGUUGUGCAACGGUCGAAUUCAAUCAAAACCAAAUGAUAUACGAAACAUUAGAGUGCCUGCUUAGAAAUGGUCUUCAGCUUUCCCCCAAAUUUUCCUCCCAAAGAAAAAACAAAAGUGCCCAAAAUUUCUAGUUAGGCGUUUUGCUAAAUACUUCUGUCUUUUUGUUUCUUAUCCAAAGGCAGCAUUCAUUCAUCACAGACACACUUGAUACGUAGAUCACUUGAAAUUGCGUUUCUCAUUCUCCAUGCUAUUAGUUAAGGUUGUUUGUUAGCCCAUGUUAUUUUGUACAAAAAAUAUUUUGCAUCCGCCGCCUCUUUGCCGUGCACUUUGUUUCCACAACUCGAUCACGAAAAUCAUCACAGUCUCUGACAUAGUCAAGGUAACAUCAUCAAACGUAACUAUUUAUUUAAUUUAUUUGUUAUACUUGUAAAAUAAAAACAUAUUCUAACUUA